AAACAUGCCGCGUAACAAAUUGGAAGUAAAGUGAUUUCUUCACCGCGAUUUCCCUCCUUAAAUACAACUCCAUCCUAGCUGGCUUUCUUCAAGCUUUCUCAACCUCCCUGUUUCCCUUCUCCCCUGUCAUUAAUUACCUUACAUAAUCAUAAAAAUCUCUAUUUUUUUCUCCGGCAACCAUUUCCUUUCCUCUUUCGUCCACCGCCGCCACCGCGGCCGCUGCCGCCGCUUAUUCACUGUACUCUUCUUCCACCAUGAGCUUGCCAAUCGUUGCCAUCUCGAUUUUAGGAAUUCUCACCACCGCCAUAUUCCUCCUCACCUACUACAUCUUCGUCAUCAAAUGCUGCCUCAACUGGCAUUCUUCCGACCUCCUCCACCACCUCUUCUCCACCUCCCGCCGCCACAGCUUCCCUUCCUCCACCGCCGCCGAAUCCACCGGUCUCGAUCCCGCCGCCAUCCGCUCCAUCCCAUCUUUCCGCUACUCCUCCAUCCCCUUCUACACCCCUGCCGAAUGCGCCGUCUGCCUAUCGGAUUUCCGCUCCGGCGAGCGCCUCCGCCUCCUCCCCGACUGCUCUCACGCCUUCCACAUCGACUGCAUCGACGCGUGGCUCCAGUCUAAUACCAGCUGCCCUCUAUGCCGCUCUCGCAUCUCGAAUCCGUUUCCUCCUUCGGCGGAUCACCACAUCACUCCGAUUCAAAGCGUGGUUAUUGAGGUGAGCGAGGAGGUGAUAAGGAAUCAGAGACGGAGGUUAGUGCACGCGGUUAGCAUGGGAGAUGAGUGCAUUGAGGUUAGGAGAGAUAAAGACGAGUUCUUUGCGGUUCAGCCAUUGAGAAGAUCGUUGUCUUUGGAUUCCUCCUGUGAUCCCCAGCUCUACGUUUCAGUUCAGGAAACUCUUCGAAUGAAUCCGAAUUUGGUUUAUGGUGAAGAGAGUAGUAACAGCGGCGGAGGAGGAAGCGGGAGAGUACGGCGGCCGUUCUUUCCCUUCGUACAACUCGGCCGGAGCUCGAGGAGCGCCGUACAGCCAGUGGAUAUCGAUGUUUUAUGAAAUGGAGAGAAGGAAGAAGG
Molecule: messenger RNA, 1066 nt
Organism: Dendrobium catenatum
Lineage: Eukaryota; Viridiplantae; Streptophyta; Magnoliopsida; Asparagales; Orchidaceae
Product: RING-H2 finger protein ATL16-like
Exons: 1
Coding region: 255-1046 (263 amino acids)
Biological process (GO): protein ubiquitination
Molecular function (GO): transferase activity
Source: RefSeq, a predicted model, not a curated record